This is a messenger RNA of Dimorphilus gyrociliatus, 1559 nucleotides long. NCBI's taxonomy places the organism in Eukaryota, Metazoa, Annelida, Polychaeta, Dinophilidae. The record is from the annotation of a GenBank genome assembly.
ACUUUCUAGCUUUGUCAAAGGGAGGUUUCUGUUUCAGUAGCGUAGACGUGUCGACAUUGACCGGAUGAAAUGGGUCCCAAUCCACCUAUAAUGUCGCUGUUCGUCUAAUUAACAUCACAUCCGCCCGGGAAGCCAGUGAAUAUACAACAAUAUAUACCAUGCCAGGUCAACGGCAAAAAGUCUUGAAUAUACUAGGACAUCGGACGAAAUUAAACUCUAAUCAACUUCUACCGGCAACUCCGGCUUACAAGUCGACAGCACCUUCACCUUGUACACCGAAUGAAUCGGCUGCAAGCAUGGAUUUUCUAAUAUCGCCCGUUCCCGCAAACCUUCAAACUCCGAUGAACAGUUCGUUUGCUACACCACUUUCGCAGGAACGUUUACAAGUAAAGCGAAGGCUCGAUCUGGACUUGGACGAUGUUACGCCUAAGAAGAAGCGUGCCCGCCCUCUCUCCACCUCCCCUAGAGGUAUGAUUGACCCGGAUGACAGAUCAAAGUCGCCGUUUGGAACGUCGCGAUACGAUACAUCUUUAGGCCUAUUAACCAAGAAAUUCGUUCAACUCUUGCACGAAUCGCCUGAUGGCAUUCUCGACUUAAAUGAAGCGUCCAGUAUGCUCGACGUCAAGAAACGUAGGAUAUACGAUAUUACCAAUGUUUUGGAAGGGGUUAAUCUGGUCGUCAAGAAAUCUAAGAAUAAUAUUCAGUGGAUUGGUGGAUUGAACAGUUUGAUGUUUUUCGAAAAUCAGCAUAAUGGCGGCUCGAAUGCCGAUCAUAACUUUCACUCUUCCGACGUUUUUCGGCUACGUAAUGAGCUGACAAGUUUACGGCAGCAGGAAGCACUUCUAGAUGAACUUCUUAACGAGUGUAAACUGAAUUUGGAUAGGAGUACGGAAGAUCCCAAUCAAAGCCAAUAUAGUUAUAUAACGUAUCCGGAUAUAAGAGGAUGCGAAUGCUUUGACGACGAGACUGUAUUUGCCGUUAGAGCCCCACCAAAUACUAAAUUGGAAGUUCCCGAUCCAACAACGGACGGUUUUUCAAUGUUUCUGAAGAGUUCGAAAGGGCAAAUUCAAGUAUUCCUCUGUCCCGAGGGUAAUUCUAAAGCUAUUAGAGCGCAAGCCGAUGAAUGUAGAGAACCAUCACCCAUGCCCGAUUUGGGUAGUUGUCUUCAAGAUACAAAUACGGUUAUUCCUAUUCAUAUAAAACCGGAACCUGACGAAGAUGGUUCCACGGCCUAUGCCUGCCCAGGUAAUGUCAAGCGAAAGUCUCUGCCUAACUUAGUAGGAGUCUGUAAUGGCGAUGAACAGGAUGGUGAAACGUUCAAUUUGGGUAUGACGAUCGACGCAGAUCCAGCCUUGAGGAAUGCUCUACUAUCAGCCCAAGAUAUCUCUCCCGAAUCAACCAACAACCUCUUCUUCCAAACGGACGAUCAAAACAUGCAGAACCUCGAUGCUCAUUUUGAACAACUCGAACCGUCAUUAACAGACGAUGACUACAUUUUCUCGCUCGAACCGGAGGAAGGUUUGAACGAAUUAUUCGACUUUGAUAUACCAAGGUGUUAG